This is a messenger RNA of Macaca mulatta (Rhesus monkey), 4234 nucleotides long. NCBI's taxonomy places the organism in Eukaryota, Metazoa, Chordata, Mammalia, Primates, Cercopithecidae. The record is from RefSeq and is a predicted model, not a curated record.
ACUGGACUUGCUAGGGUUCUUUGUUUCUGGAAAUUUUUAGAACCUAGCAAGGAGUUUGGAUCCUGGCCAUUGUCAAGUGCUCCAGGUACCACUCUAUAUCCAACUCAGCCAUGCUUUCAGUCACCUGCGAUGUUCCAGGCCUAUAGUUGCCACCCUUUCCCUUGCCCCAGAUACUCCCACCAGGGCACUAGGUCUCUAUAGGGAUCUCAACUCUAAGAAUCACCAAUCCUGGGUGCUCCCCUAUCCCUGCUGCCUCAUAGCAUACUCACGAUAUCCCUGCCAGAAACCGAUCUCUAUUUUCCACUGAAGUCUUCCAGAGGUUAUAGGAAGUUAUCCAAAGAUUUGGCCAUUCAGGGAAAGGAUUUCCCAGAAAAGUAAACGCCAUCCAAAUGCUGGCAGGCUUUUUGCAGCUCUUUCUUUCUGCCUCACCACUGCUCCCAACCCCCAUUGAUUUAUUUAUUCAUCCCUUAAUCCUCUAAUGAGUACCCAUUGUGUGCCGGAUUCUGUACUAGGAGCAAGGAACAUGGGGCUCGGUUUGGCAUGGUUCCACACUCACAGAAAUCUACAUGCAUAGAGGACAUUUCAGGGGGCUCUUAACAGCACCCAUUGCAUCAAACUAAGAAAGGGCAGCCAUUACUUUUGUGUGCAGAUAUUCACAGGCACCGUAUCCCUCUUUCUCUAUCCAAUCUCCAGAGAGACUUUACCUCCACCUGAGCAGGGACCAUCCUGAGACCUUUCUAGGACAUUCUGCAGUACUAGCCAGCUCUGAGCUUGUCUUUGGUUUGCUUACUGUCAACUUUAUCUCCCAUUAUCUUGCUUCAUCUGUCCACAAGUCACACCUACUUUGAAACAAUGCAGCUCUUCAUGAAGGAAGUCAACGGAUCUGUUUCUAAGAACAUAGUCUUAUGCCCUGAUCUUAUUUGGGUCUUUCGUUUCCCGUAGCUGCACGGCAAGUCUGCAUACAGCAAAGUGACCUGCAUGCCUCACCUUAUGGAAAGGAUAGUGGGUUCUGGCCUCCUGUGGCUGGCCUUGGUCUCCUGCAUUCUGGCCCAGGCAUCUGCAGUGCAGCAAGGUUAUGGAAACCCCAGUGAAGCCAGUUCCUAUGGGCUGGACUUGGACUGCGGAGCUCCUGGCACCCCAGAGGCUCACAUCUGUUUUGACCCCUGUCAGAAUUACACCCUCCUGGAUGAACCCUUCCGAAGCACAGAGAACUCAGAAGAGAAAGAGGGGUGCGAUGACAACAUGAGUGGCUGGUACCGCUUUGCAGGGGAAGGAGGAGUGAGGAUGUCGGAGACCUGUGUCCAGGUGCACCGAUGCCAGACAGCUGCUCCCAUGUGGUUGAACGGGACCCACCCUGCCCUUGGGGAUGGCAUCGUCAACCGCACUGCCUGUGCCCACUGGAGUGGCAACUGCUGUCUCUGGAAGACGGAGGUGCUGGUGAAGGCCUGCCCAGGCGGGUAUCACGUGUACCGGUUGGAAGGCACUCCCGAGUGUAGUCUGAGAUACUGCACAGAUCCCUCCACUGUGGAGGACAAGUGUGAGAAGGCCUGCCGCCCCGAGGAGGAGUGCCUUGCCCGCAACAGCACCUGGGGCUGUUUCUGCAGACAGGACCUCAAUAGCUCUGAUUUCCACAGUUUGCAGCCUCAGCUAGACUGUGGGGCCGAGGAGAUCAAGGUGAAGGUGGACAAAUGUUUGCUGGGAGGCCUGGGUUUGGAGGAGGAGGUCAUUGCCUACCUGCGAGACCCAAACUGCAGCAGCAUCUUGCAGACAGGCGAGACGAACUGGGUAUCUGUGACCAGCCCCGUCCAGGCUAGUGCCUGCAGGAACAUUCUGGAGAGAAAUCAAACCCAUGCCAUCUACAAAAACACCCUCUCCUUGGUCAGUGAUUUCAUCAUCAGAGACACCAUCCUCAACAUCAACUUCCAAUGUGCCUACCCACUGGACAUGAAAGUCAGCCUCCAAGCUGCCUUGAAGCCCAUUGUAAGCUUCCUGAACGUCAGUGUGGGCGGGGAUGGAGAGUUCAUUGUUAGGAUGGCCCUCUUCCAAGACCAGAACUACACGAAUCCUUAUGAAGGGGAUGUAGCUGAACUGUCUGUUGAGUCCAUGCUCUAUGUGGGCGCCAUCUUGGAGCAAGGGGACACCUCCCGGUUUAACCUGGUGUUGAGGAACUGCUAUGCCACCCCCACUGAAGACAAGGCUGACCCUGUGAAGUAUUUCAUCAUCAGAAACAGCUGCUCAAAUCAACGUGACUCCACCAUCCAUGUGGAGGAGAAUGGGAGAUCCUCGGAAAGCCGGUUCUCAGUUCAGAUGUUCAUGUUUGCUGGACAUUAUGACCUAGUUUUCCUGCAUUGUGAGAUUCAUCUCUGUGAUUCUUUUAAUGAACAGUGCCAGCCUUCUUGCCCAAGAAGUCAAGUCCGCAGUGAAGUACCAGCCAUUGACCUAUCCCGGGUUCUAGAUUUGGGGCCCAUCACUCGGAGAGGUGCGCAGUCUCCUGGUGUCAUGAAUGGAACCCCCGGCACUGCAGGGUUCCUGGUGGCCUGGCCCAUGGUCCUCCUGACUGUCCUCCUGGCUUGGCUGUUCUGAGAGCUCCACUGAGCAUCUGGCCUUGAAGUUGUGUUCUUCCCUCUGGCAAUGGCUCCCUUCACUACUUCUGCUUUCCACUCCAAUUCACCCAGUCUUGGUAUUAACAGACUCAAGGCCAGGCUAGGUUUCGGGAAAGGGAACAACUUUCACCUUCUUUAAAACUCUCGGCUGGGCGCCGUGGCUCACGCCUGUAAUUCCAGCACUUUGGGAGGCUGAGGCAGGUGGCUCACCUGAGGUCAGCAGUUCAAAACCAGCCUGGCCAAAAUGGUGAAACCCCAUCUCUACUAAAAAUACAAAAAUUAGCCCGGCAUGGUGGCAGGCACCUGUAAUCCCAGUUACUUGGGAGGUUGAGGCAGGAGAGUCGCUCAAACCCAGGAGGUGGAGGUUGCAGUGAGCUGAGAUUGUGCCAUUGCACUCCAGCCUGGAUGACAGGGCAAGACUCUGUCUCAAAAAAAAAAAAAAAAAAAAAAAAGGCAACAUAGUGGGGUUCCUGUCAGUCUGUACUGGGCUGCCCUUCUCAUUUGUUAAUGGGACCUUGAAAGCAAGCUUGCUAGGUGCCCUCUGUGGCUUUAGCCUUUACCGGAAGUGUGGCGCAUGUUUUUAACUCCAGGGAAGAGGUAUCCUGUCACUAGGGUAUGGGAUGAGCAUGGAGAAGAAGCACCGGCCAUGAUUCCUUCCUAAGCAUCUCCUGUUCUGACUGCUCAUGAAUUGAAGAGACUGACCCUUGCAUUCACUCUGCUUCCUUUGAUUGUUUGUAUCAUGGUUUCCAAAAAUCCCCAUGGGAACAUAUCAAAGGGCCACUUUUGGAGACUCUGCUCCAGGAAAAACUAGUCCCCAUAGCUCCCCUAUCCCCCACCAUACCACAGACAUGCUGUGACUUAGAGAACUACACAAACAUCCUUGGGACCUAGAUGCUGGAGGAAUGACUCGAUUUUGAUGCAGAAACUUCAUCACGCAAGGGAGUACCUCUCACUGUAAACGGUGCUGUGCUUGCUCUGAAGGAUUAAGCAAGAAGUCCCAGCAGAAGCAAUGCACCAGUCCUGCUAUGGGAAUGUAACUGCAAAGCCUAGGAGAUGGGUGAAGUCCCUUUCUGGAGACCUUUAAUGAGUACUUCAAAGCACUCCACAAAGAUGCAACAAAUAGGGCAUCACACAUACCCAGGCAUUAAUACUCACGGGCAUAUAUAUAGAUACUGAAAUGUGUACACUGACUUACGCCCUUCCCACAGCUACAGAUAAGGCCUCGCAAAGCUGGCCUCAGAGACACAUCAGGAACCAAGGUAGACCAGCAGGUGCCGAGCCUGUGUAUCUACUUGGAGGAGACGUUCCAACGUGCUACCUUGUUUAGAGAUGGUGUGGUUGCGAGAAACAGAAACCCACUACAAUUUCUCAGGCAAAAGGGGAGUUAAUUAUAAGGACGUAGGAGCACGAAGUUCAAGUGCAAGAGAUACCUCCAGGCUGCACACGCUCUGGGAGUGGGACCUGGCAAGCCAAAAGAAGCCAAAGUUUGUCUUGCCUUCUGUCCCUCUUUCUGAAGCCACAUAGCCUUUUAUGACGGUGUAUCUUUGCAUCGCCUUUGUUUUCUUUUUCUGUCUGAAGCCAGCUUUUCCUGUUCACUCAUCCCUUGAUUAAAUAUGGACAUUCCAGCUUCA